Syngnathus typhle (broad-nosed pipefish) is the source of this 473-nucleotide messenger RNA. RefSeq names its product prolactin receptor-like. Gene Ontology annotation, molecular function: protein binding. NCBI's taxonomy places the organism in Eukaryota, Metazoa, Chordata, Actinopteri, Syngnathiformes, Syngnathidae. The record is from RefSeq and is a predicted model, not a curated record. The coding region runs from base 63 to 458 and encodes 131 amino acids. The transcript has 3 exons.
CGCCGCCGCCGCCGCCGCUGCUAUUUAUUUGCCUGCUUUUCGCCUCACUGGCCUGCAACACAAUGCAACAGCUGGACAGACAAGCAGCAGACUCCCAGUGUGUCGGUGAGGUUGCCGUGACAACCAGGCCUCUCAUCUACAAAUGCCGAUCGCCCAACAUGGAGGUGUUCACCUGCUGGUGGCAUCCGCUCAGCAACCUGACGGAGGGAGAGGAGGUGACCUACGUGCUCACCUAUUCCAAAGACAAUGAGCCCAAACACGAGUGUCCCGACUACACGAGCAGAGGUGCCAAGAGCUGUUUUUUUGACAGCAGCCACACGUUCAUAUGGAGCAUCUACUGCAUGAACGUCACGGCCAUAACGGCACGCCAGAAUUUUACCUCACCUCAACAUUGCCUUGAUGUCGCUGACAUCGGUAAGGUCAUAUCUGAUGUCAAAAAGCCGCACGUACAAAGGUAGACCUUCCAUCCAUCC